Harpia harpyja (harpy eagle) is the source of this 2809-nucleotide messenger RNA. RefSeq names its product cyclin C (gene CCNC). The record is from RefSeq and is a predicted model, not a curated record. The transcript is spliced from 11 exons. Gene Ontology annotation, molecular function: cyclin-dependent protein serine/threonine kinase regulator activity. The coding region runs from base 500 to 1096 and encodes 198 amino acids. Gene Ontology annotation, cellular component: mediator complex; nucleus. Gene Ontology annotation, biological process: positive regulation of transcription by RNA polymerase II. NCBI's taxonomy places the organism in Eukaryota, Metazoa, Chordata, Aves, Accipitriformes, Accipitridae.
UAUUUUUAUUUCUGCCGUGAAAGCUGCACAGUAUCUGCCAUGUCUAAAUGCGAGCUUGAAUUGCUGUGAGAACGUAAUGUUUUCGUGGUGAUACUGCAUAUACUUCCACGACCUAUUUUAACAAAGAACUGCAAUCGCAAUAACGUUGUCAUCUGUUAGUCGUAUUAACACAAUUUUAGGAGAACUUACAGGCAAAUUAGCUGCAUAUAUAACAUUUUAACCUGUGAUGGGACAAAAUGUAGCACGUUUUCUUAUUUUCAAGAGGUUGUUACCAAAAACGUAAAAGGAGGAGAAGCAAGCAGAAACUGCUGACCUAGCACAUUAAAGGCUCAAUGUCAAGCAUUAAUAGCCAAACUGGGCUUUUGGUGGGCUCUUAGGCUGUGUUAUCCAGGCUUUAGGUGAACAUCUUAAAUUAAGACAACAAGUUAUUGCCACUGCUACAGUCUACUUCAAGAGAUUCUAUGCCAGAUAUUCCCUAAAAAGUAUAGAUCCAGUAUUAAUGGCUCCUACGUGUGUGUUUUUGGCAUCCAAAGUAGAGGAAUUUGGUGUUGUUUCAAAUACAAGGUUGAUUUCUGCUGCUACUUCUGUAUUGAAAACUAGGUUUUCGUAUGCCUUUCCGAAGGAGUUUCCUUAUAGGAUGAACCAUAUACUAGAAUGUGAAUUCUAUCUCUUAGAAUUAAUGGACUGCUGUUUGAUAGUGUAUCAUCCUUAUAGACCUUUGCUACAAUAUGUGCAAGAUAUGGGCCAAGAAGACAUGCUGCUACCUCUUGCAUGGAGGAUAGUGAAUGACACAUAUAGAACUGAUCUUUGUCUGCUGUACCCUCCUUUCAUGAUAGCUCUAGCUUGCCUACAUGUGGCCUGUGUUGUCCAGCAGAAGGAUGCAAGGCAAUGGUUUGCUGAGCUAUCUGUUGAUAUGGAAAAGAUUUUAGAAAUAAUCAGGGUUAUUCUGAAGCUGUAUGAGCAGUGGAAGAACUUUGAUGAGAGGAAAGAGAUGGCUACUAUUCUUAGUAAAAUGCCUAAACCAAAACCACCUCCAAACAGUGAAGGAGAACAGGGUCCAAAUGGUAGCCAGAACUCUAGUUAUAGCCAAUCUUAAGACAUUCCAAAGAAUUUGUUUAUGGACCACUUUGACUCAAGACAUCCUGGGAUCUUUCCUGUGUUCAUGAAAUGGACAGAAGGUUUUAGUAACAUCUUUGACAAAGAACUUGAAGAAUAAAUAGCUUGUUUGUGUCAAGCAUUUUGAAAGCUUUUUCUCUAAAACUGCAUCAUUUUCUCUGACGCUGGAGCAAAUGUACUAAGAUUUUUCAAUGUAAGGAAUCAAAUGUUAAACCAAGCUGCAAAAGAUUAACACUAUCCACUCAAAAUAAAUAGUUCAUUAUUGGUUUUGUUUGCUUUGAGAAAAUUGUAACUUGCCAUUGAAGUGAACUAUUUUUAAAGCGACAGUAACCUGAAGCCUAAGUGUAACUGUAUUAAUGACUUGUGUUGUCUUCAUUUUGUUUGUGACUGAAGGAAGGUAGCGCACUGUGUGUUAAAUCUAUUCAUUACCUUGAGUUUUGUUGAUUUUUUUGAAAAUAAAUAUGGAUUCUGUAACAAGUAACACAGCAAUCCUUCAGAAACAAAACCUAGAAGAGCCUGCAAAGAAUAUUGUUACAGUUUUAAUGAAAGCUGCAGGAAAGAAAUUCAGUUCCUUUUUUGGAUUAGAAAAAUGCUAUUUUACUUAGCAGAUGUACUUGGAUGUUUUUGCCACGAAGUGUAGUAGCCCAGCUUACCAGAGAAGUGCAAUAUGUAUAGUGAUUCUGCAGUUUUCUUAAACGUUUCAAGUGUUAGGAAUUAAAAAAACCCAACAUACUAUGAUUUUUUUUGCAAGUAAAUGUACUGUAUAGUACAAUCGGAAUAUUUCACAGUCAAGUACAAAUCUGGAUAUGAUUGCUGUUUUUUAUGGUGGAUUUUUUUUUGUACAAAAGAUAUACACUGUUAGUCUGCCUUCACUGUUGGUGUGAAUUUGUGUGGUUCAUUAGAGAGUUUAUUUAAGAGGAUCAAGCUUUUGGUGAGUUUCAUACUGGCUAAUUUUAAUUGUGAUGUUAGGAGCAACUCUUUAGAAUAACUGAAAUGGGAUUCCUUGGUUAACUAUGUGCUGGAGAAAAUGAGAUUCCUUCAAACAGAAGGCCAUAUCCUGUGUUCCUUACUCAGGCAGAUAUCCCACUGAAGUCAGGAAUUGGCCUAAAUCGAAUUUCUUGAUUUUUAGGUAACUUUGUUUCUAAUUAAGUUCUGUACAACUUCAUUUUGAAUGAUAGUGCUGACUUGCCCAAGUAUAAAAAUUGAAUGAUAAAGUGCAGUAACAUUGUUCUCUUUUUUUUUUUUUUUUUUUUUUUCCCUGAAGCAACACAUUUCACUGGUCUGAAAUAUUGGAGGGAAAUUCUUGAAAACCCUUGCUCUGUGAUGCGUCUUGGUUUAAAAAACUGGCCCCUUAAAAAACCCCUGUUUUUUGCAAAUACCUGUCUUUGUAAUUGGCUGGUCAUUAAGUGAAAUAUAACUGAAGUGUGUUUGUAUGUAGCCCAUUAGGCUACUAGCAUUUAUUUCUGUUCAGGUUAUUUUUGUAAAACAUUAGGUAAACAAGCCCAAACCACUUUGGUGAGAUAGAAAAUAUAUACAUUUUGGUCUUUGCUACUUUGUUUCCAUUUGAUCCAUACCUUUUAUAGACACUUGAUUGAUGAAGUGGAAUUUGGCUGUUUGCCUUUGUUUCUUGAAGUCUAAAAUGUGCUAUUUGUAAUGUGGACUUGGGGAGUAGAAAUAAAUCAAUGCAACUUGA